AAACCCCCCUGGCCCAGCAGAAGUGGGAGAGAGCUAGUGCAGAGCUGCAGGCUGAGGCUGGCAGAGAGGGCCUCACCCCCACCCUGCUGCCAGCUGUGCCCCAUCCUGGACUGCCCCCCACUGAGGACAGAAGCUGAGGCGGCAAAGCUUAAGGCUCAGUCAUGAGAACACAAAUUGAAGUGAUUCCUUGCAAAAUCUGUGGGGACAAGUCAUCUGGGAUCCACUACGGGGUUAUCACCUGUGAGGGGUGCAAGGGCUUCUUCCGCCGGAGCCAGCAGUGUAACGUGGCCUACUCCUGCACCCGCCAGCAGAACUGCCCCAUCGACCGUGCCAGCCGGAACCGCUGCCAGCACUGUCGGCUGCAGAAAUGCCUGGCACUGGGCAUGUCCCGUGAUGCUGUCAAGUUCGGCCGCAUGUCCAAGAAGCAGAGGGACAGCCUGCAUGCCGAGGUGCAGAAACAACUGCAGCGGCAGCAGCAGCAGCAGGGACAAGUGGCCAAGACCUCACCAGCUGGGGGCCAGGGAGCAGACCCCCUCACCUGCCCCACAAGGCUCCCGGAUGGGCAGCUGCCCCUGGGCUCCUCGCCUGACCUGCCUGAGGCCUCGGCCUGCCCCCCUGGCCUCCUGAGAGCCCCGGGCUCUGGGCCUUCCUACCCUGGAAGCUUGGCCAAAGCCGGGCCCAACGGGGCCUCGUACCCCCUGGAAAACAGCCCCAAGCAUGGCAAGGCCGAGGCCAGGGACGGCUUCUACGGCACAGGCAGCCAGCUGGCCCCUGGCCGGUGCGGGCUUCAUCUUGAGGACCCCAGGCACCCUGGGCUUGGGGAGCCAGGACAGGGCCCGGACAGCUACUGCAGCCCCAGUUUGCACAGCACCCCAGAGGCCCCCUAUGCCUCCCUGACGGAGACUGAGCACCUGGUGCAGAACGUCUGCAAGUCCUACCGAGAGACGUGUCAGCUGCGGCUGGAGGACCUGCUGCGGCAGCGCCCCAACGUCUUCUCCCGGGAGGAGGUGGUCGGCUACCAGAGGAAGUCAAUGUGGGAGAUGUGGGAACGCUGCGCCCACCGCCUCACCGAGGCCAUUCAAUACGUGGUGGAGUUCGCAAAGAGACUCUCGGGCUUUAUGGAGCUCUGCCAGAAUGACCAGAUUGUGCUUCUCAAAGCAGGAGCAAUGGAAGUGGUGCUGGUUAGGAUGUGCCGGGCCUACAACGCUGACAACCACACCGUCUUUUUUGAAGGCAAAUAUGGAGGCACGGAGCUGUUCCGAGCCUUGGGCUGUGGCGAGCUCAUCAGCUCCAUCUUUGACUUCUCCCGCUCCCUGAGCACCUUGCGCUUUUCUGAGGAUGAGAUUGCGCUAUACACGGCCCUUGUGCUCGUCAACGCCAACCGGCCAGGGCUCCAGGAGAAGAGGAGAGUCGAGCAGCUGCAGCACAGCCUGGAGAUGGCUUUCCAUCACCAUCUCUACAAGACCCACCGCCAAGGCAUCCUGGCCAAGCUGCCGCCCAAGGGGAAGCUUCGGAGCCUGUGUUGCCAGCAUGUGGAGAAGCUGCGAACCUUCCAGCAUCUGCACCCCAUCGUGGUCCAGGCCGCGUUCCCUCCGCUCUACAAGGAACUCUUCAGCACUGAAAUCGAGUCACCUGAGGGGCUGUCCGAGUGACUGGGAGGAGGGACACCUUCCCUUCUCUAGAGCCCACUGGCCCUCCCUCCAGCCCUCCUCCUACCCUCACCUUUCUCUUUCCUGUGCCCCCAGAGGGUGGACCCUGCCUGUUCUUUGGGGGUGAGCAACCACUGAUACUGGUUUUCUGCCCACAGGCUCACCUGGCAGUGGGCUAAGAGCCAGAGAGGGUGGGGAUGAGGAGACAGCAUCUCCAGCCUCAGCGUGGCUGCAUCUCCUUUACCAGGACCCCUCACUCUCAGCUUCUGAGAGGCCCAGGGUGGCACAUAAGGACCUCUAGGAGGACCACGGUGUCUGCAGGACGCUGAG
This is a messenger RNA of Suricata suricatta (meerkat), 1979 nucleotides long. RefSeq names its product RAR related orphan receptor C (gene RORC). The transcript is spliced from 10 exons. Gene Ontology annotation, biological process: regulation of transcription by RNA polymerase II. Bases 162 to 1652 code for a protein of 496 amino acids. Gene Ontology annotation, cellular component: nucleus. Gene Ontology annotation, molecular function: RNA polymerase II cis-regulatory region sequence-specific DNA binding; zinc ion binding; nuclear receptor activity. Lineage: Eukaryota; Metazoa; Chordata; Mammalia; Carnivora; Herpestidae. The record is from RefSeq and is a predicted model, not a curated record.